Molecule: messenger RNA, 1827 nt
Organism: Asparagus officinalis (garden asparagus)
Lineage: Eukaryota; Viridiplantae; Streptophyta; Magnoliopsida; Asparagales; Asparagaceae
Product: protein FAR1-RELATED SEQUENCE 5-like
Exons: 3
Coding region: 1-1827 (608 amino acids)
Biological process (GO): regulation of DNA-templated transcription
Source: RefSeq, a predicted model, not a curated record
AUGAAUUCUGGAGAUUACAACUCCAUAAAUCUUGAUGAAGUUGAAUUCGUCAUCGACGAAACACAAAGUGAUCCAUUCCAGGAUCAUAGUUCAUAUGUAGAGUUUGAAGACAUUUCAACCGAUUUCGGUAAUCCGGAAGGAGGUUUUGCUAGUAGAGAGGACAUGGAUGCUCAUGUAAGAUAUGUUGCUGGCUUGAGGAACGUUACUUUGGCAAUUCGUGAUUCGAAGGGAAAAGACGGCCGACGGCCCAAAGUUCGAUAUUUAUGUAGCCAAGGUGGCGGAUACAGACCAAAAAAGGUUACUGGAACUAGGUCCACUAAAACGACAAAAAAUAAUUGUCCAUUUUGGUUGGACGGAAUGGAGUACCCUGGAGGGCGCUGGUACUUUGAAGUCCGGGAGGGGAGACACAACCAUCCAUUCCCGUCUCAUGCUGUGGGAUCUCGUUUAGGUAAAAUAUCCCCUAUUCAACUUGAAGUUAUUAGGGAGCAAGAGAAUUUUAAUUUAAGCCCGAGUAAUAUGUUGGCGUCCAUGAAAAGGGCUGAUCCGGAGAACAAAUCGUGUCAGAAACAAGUUUACAAUGCUGUCAGUAAGGUGCGUGCCCAGAAAAGAGAAGGUCGGACCCCGAUGAAUAAUUUCAUCCAUUUACUCAGGCAAUUGAACUACAUGUACGACGUUCGGACUGCUGAUGAAUCUUCCGAACUUGGAGAUAUUGUUUUCUGCCACCCGGCUUCUUUUGUGAUGGUGAAUGCAUAUCCGGAAGUCAUGAUGAUUGAUUGUACGUACAACACCAAUGAGUAUGACAUACCUCUACUAGAAGUGGUCGGUGCAACAAGUACGGACAAAACGUUCACUAUCGCCUACGCAUUCAUGCGAAAUGAGAGACAAGAAAACUACAGGUUUGUGUUACAGUUUAUCCGUACUUUGUUCGUUAGCCAAGUGACACCUAAUGUCAUUGUAACAGACCGAGAUUACGCCUUGAUGCAUGCUGUCGAGUAUGUUUUCCCGGAAUCCAGGCAUCAUUUGUGUCGCCGUCACAUUGAGCAAUGCGUGCUACAACGAGCACUGCAGCAACCUGGUUUUUUAAAAGAGGCGGCAGAAGGAUUUAAAUUUCGUUGGAAUUGGGCGAUAAGUGCACCGACCAUAGAUGACUUUAAUGAUAGAUGGGGACGUCUGGCAGCACAUUACUCGAAUUGGGGAGCAUUGCUGAACUACUGCAUUGACACAUGGAUUAGUCCGCAUUCCCAAAAAAUCCUGUCAGCUUACAUCGACCACUAUUUUCACUUCGGAAGCUACACAACAAAUAGGGUCGAAGGAGAACAUCAUCGCGUCAAACGACAUUUAGAUGGUGGUCGGUACCCAUUCGAUACCGUACUGGAGAAACUUCACAAGGUGAUGGAAGGCCAAAUCUGUGAGAUUAAGAAAGUAGCGAGAGUUAACGCUACUAAAUCCAACACAGACACCCUUGGAGAUACGUUGUUUGUUAAUCUGAACAGAUCAAUCACGUUUAAAGCAUUCGGCCUCAUAAGGAAAGAAAUGCAAGUUUUACAAGAAAUGGGUCAGGAUCCAACAACGUGUGGUUGCUACCUAAGGAGAACUCAUGGUCUACCGUGCGCACAUGAGCUUCAGUACUACAUCAUAAAUGGGUAUAGCAUUCCGUUGGAUCAAAUACAUGAUUAUUGGAAAAAGUUAGAUAUUCAGUUUCCAAUAUUUCCUAAUGAUGCCGCGGAUGGAUCCCCGACUCCACCAAAUCUAGUGAGGAGGGCAUUGUUCGAAGAAGUCCCUGAUAUUACUACACCUCCUACUGCUAAAAAAGAAAACCAAGGGUAA